AAAGAGGCCAGGAGGAAAGAGAAAGAGACAAGAUUGCCCAGAGGUGAAACUAUGUCCUUCACCUUUUCUUUCUUCUAACUACUCUGUCUUAUUCUGUCCAUCUGUCCAGGCUCUCGUCACCUGGCAAACCCACAGGAAGCUGUUGUAGAAGUCACCUCUGAAUCCCCUGUCAGUCUAAGGACUGCGGUCCUGUCUCUUGCUGAGCUCAUUGAGAGGCACUGGCUGUCUGAUCGCCACCUCCAGGUCAAAGUCAAGGAACAUUUUCAUAAUGGACACUUCAUCCAAAGAAAAUAUCCAGUUAUUCUGCAAAAAUUCAGUGCAGCCUGCUGGCCGAUCCUCCUUAAAAGCAGACUAUGCCUGCCCCGAGGAAAAACAAGCUUGCCGUGGUGAGCUAAAGGUGUUCCUUGGUGCGCUGUCUUUUGUUUAUUUUGCCAAAGCAUUGACGGAAGGCUAUCUGAAGAGCACCAUCACUCAGAUAGAGAGAAGGUUUGAUAUUCCUUCUUCACUGGUGGGAGUUAUUGAUGGUAGUUUUGAAAUUGGGAAUCUCUUAGUUAUAACAUUUGUUAGCUACUUUGGAGCAAAACUUCACAGGCCAAAAAUAAUCGGAGCGGGGUGUCUAAUCAUGGGAGUCGGGACACUGCUCAUUGCGAUGCCACAGUUCUUCAUGGGACAGUACAGAUAUGAGAGAUAUUCUUCUUCCUCCAACUCCACUCUCAGCAUCUCUCCAUGUCUCCCAGAGACAAAUGAUCCACGACCAAUCUCAGUCAUGGAAAAGCCACAAUCUAAAGUGAAUAACGAAUGUGAAACGGAUGCCGGUUCCUCCAUGUGGGUUUAUGUUUUCCUGGGAAAUCUUCUUCGGGGGAUAGGAGAAACCCCCAUCCAGCCUCUGGGCAUCACCUACCUGGAUGACUUUGCCCAUGAAGACAAUGCGGCCUUCUACAUCGGGUGUGUGCAGACGGUUGCAAUUAUAGGACCGAUUUUUGGCUUCCUACUAGGUUCCUUAUGUGCCAAACUGUAUGUGGAUAUUGGCUUUGUACACCUAGAUCAUAUAACCAUGACUUCCAAGGAUCCCCAGUGGGUAGGGGCCUGGUGGCUUGGUUAUCUAAUCGCAGGAAUGGUAAGUCUUCUGGCAGCUGUACCUUUCUGGUUUUUACCAAAGACUCUACCAAGAUGUUGUGGUCAAGAAAAUUGUCAUUCCUCCUCUGAGAAAUCCAAGUUCAUCACAGACUACCAAACACCCUGUGGAGAAAAAACAAAAAUAGUAGAAAUGGCAAGAGAUUUUCUUCCAUCACUGAAGAAUGUUUUUGGAAAUCCAGUGUACUUCCUAUACUUAUGUGCAAGCUCUGUUCAGUUUAAUUCUUUAUUUGGCAUGGUGACAUACAAACCAAAGUACAUUGAGCAGCAGUAUGGACAGUCAACCUCCAAGGCCAACUUUGUCAUUGGGCUUAUCAACAUACCGGCAGUGGCACUUGGAAUAUUCUCUGGGGGUAUAGUUAUGAAAAAGUUCAGGCUUGGCGUGUGUGGAGCUGCAAAACUCUACUUGGGAUCAUCUGUCUUUGGUUAUCUCCUGUUCCUUUCGCUGUUUGCACUGGGCUGUGAAAAUUCUGAUGUGGCCGGGCUAACUGUCACCUACCAAGGAAGCAAACUUGUCUCUUAUCAGCAAGAAGCACUAUUUUCAGAUUGCAAUUCGAGAUGCAAAUGUUCAGAGACAAAAUGGGAGCCCAUGUGUGGUGAAAAUGGAAUCACAUAUGCAUCGGCGUGCCUUGCUGGUUGUGAAAGCUUCACCGGGAAUGGAACAAAUAUCAUAUUUUAUAACUGCACCUGUGUGGGAAUGAAACCAUCUCAAUCAGGAAACUCUUCGGGCAUUGCGGGCAGAUGUCCAAAGGACAAUGGGUGUCCCCAAAGGUUUCUGUAUUUCCUUGUCGUUUCAGUCAUCACAUCGUACACGUUAUCUCUAGGUGGCAUACCUGGAUACAUAUUGCUUCUGAGGUGCAUUAAGCCACAACUCAAGUCUUUUGCCCUGGGCAUCUACACCCUAGCAGUAAGAGUCCUUGCAGGAAUUCCAGCCCCCAUCUAUUUUGGAGUUUUUAUUGACACCUCAUGCCUCAAAUGGGGUUUAAAACGCUGUGGAAGUAGAGGGUCCUGUAGAUUAUAUGAUUCAAACACUUUCAGACACAUAUAUCUGGGACUAACUGUGAUGCUGGGGACCAUGUCCAUCUUCUUAAGCAUUGCACUGCUUUUUAUUUUAAAGAAGAAAUGCAUCACAAAAUAUCAAAACCUUAUAACCACGAGAGAAAGAGCAGCCAUUGCCACAAGAAAUGGGAAGGAAAAUUGUACUACAAAUGACCAUUUGCUACAUCCUAACGACUGUCCACAGAGGGAAACACAACUUUAGAAAAAUGGUGACUUCAAACCAUGUUUUCUAAUCUCUGGAAAUCCUGCCAACAAAUAUUAAUCAGAUGGAUUCAUUCUCCUUUCAAAAACUCUCCAGGUUGUUUUCAACCCUAGGUAUAUACUAGAUAGAAAACCUGAUAACAGAUGAAGUUCAGCAUGCUACAGAAGAUACAUGCUACAGAAGAUGAAAAUGUUGAUAGCAAAUGUACAAAACCUUUAUAGUCCUUACUCGUGUUCUUUAUUUUUACCUUGAACCCAUUGAUAUGUUAUCUAUAUUACUAAUAAAGCAAAUUUCCUCGCUGCUUAGUGGGCAUGCUUAACAUAAUUUCUAAAUAGGGAUACUUGCCUAAGGUAAGAGAAUGCUGCUUGAAAACUAAGUGACAUCUUGACUUUAUGUAAGUAUCGCUGUGAUGAUGAUUAUGGAUAUACUCAGAACAUGGAAAGGAAGAUUGAAUUUUAAGUUUAUUUGUUUUGAAAUACAAUGUUUGCUCUAAGAAGUAUGUAGGGUCAAAUGACCUUGGAAGAUUAGAAUUGUGGAUUAUAGGCUUUCUACUGUUUAUUUGGUUGUGCUAUAUGUGCGACAUUAUGAGUGACUAUGAAUAUUGUUGUCCUCCUGUAAGUUCAAUUAAUAAAAAAUGUUAUCAAAUAUAA
Messenger RNA from Echinops telfairi (small Madagascar hedgehog), 3045 nucleotides. It is a transcript of the gene SLCO1C1, whose product is annotated as solute carrier organic anion transporter family member 1C1. The record is from RefSeq and is a predicted model, not a curated record. Gene Ontology annotation, molecular function: bile acid transmembrane transporter activity; protein binding. The transcript has 15 exons. Gene Ontology annotation, cellular component: membrane. Gene Ontology annotation, biological process: bile acid and bile salt transport; sodium-independent organic anion transport; transmembrane transport. The coding region runs from base 269 to 2395 and encodes 708 amino acids. Lineage: Eukaryota; Metazoa; Chordata; Mammalia; Afrosoricida; Tenrecidae.